Messenger RNA from Pelobates cultripes (western spadefoot toad), 972 nucleotides. Lineage: Eukaryota; Metazoa; Chordata; Amphibia; Anura; Pelobatidae. The record is from the annotation of a GenBank genome assembly.
GUCCUAGCGCAACUACGCAAAGAUUACCAAUUCGAGUGGAGAAAAAAAGAUAUAAAAUACUUAGGCCUGACGUUCACUAGGAAGACCUCUGACAUGUUCCCUACCAACUACACCAGAGUCUGGACUGAGUGCUUGGCACUGUUACGGGGAUGGGGCAAACUGUUCCUUACUUGGACGGAGCGCAUUGUCGCAAUUAAAAUGACUGUAUUACCGAAACUACAAUAUGUGUUUAGGAACCUUCCCUUGAAAGUUCCACAAUCCUAUUUUAAAACCAUACAGUCUACGCUCCUCCAGUUUAUCUGGGGCAAGAGACGGGCAAGGGUCUCUAGCAAACUAUUGUCGGCCCCCAUAGGGCAUGGAGGAAUGGCAUUUCCGAAUGUAAAAUACUACUACCAGGCUGCGGUUCUGGCGCCCCUAAUGAACCACCUAGCUAAAGAUAACCGACCACAAUGGGUGACCUUAGAAAACCUAGCUAUUAAACCUUUCCUAGUCACCAAACUGUUAUGGCUACCUAACAGGAGCAGGCCAACCAUCCCGCUGAUACCCCUACAACUUCAACUAGCACUGCAAACUUGGGACUUACACAGAACGAAGUUCGAAACGGCCCACCCCCUCUCAAUGGCGACGCCCAUCGAGGCCAUCACGUACUGUAUACCCACCUUUCAUGCCACUCCAUGGAAAGAGAAAGGUAUCUCUUUCCUGUCCCAAGCCUUUGACCCAGGUGGACUGAUGAGCUUCGAGCGUCUCAAAAGAACCUACAAUAUCCCACACACAUCACAAUACUCAUACAUCCAACUUACAUCCUUCUUGCACAAACUCAACAAGGAUAACAAGGUAGAAUCUAAUAACCAGGGGGAACCCUCAACCUGGGAACAAAUAAGUAUCGCGGGUAAAAUUCCUCCAACUUAUAAGCCACUCUCAAGUUGCUAUAAACUAAUUCUGCCAUACCAGUCCCUAUCUGGCUCAACACAG